AUGACCAACACAGACAGACGGUUGGUGGAGAAGGCUUUGAAACGAUUGGCGAGACUGUUUGAGCUGUGCACUGAUCCACGUUUAGGACUGAAAAACAGCCCUCCUUACCUUCCUGACCUGUUGAGCGAGACCACCGCCCUGCUCCUACACGUGUGGGAGCCGUACCAGGACCCCAAGAUGACACCCGCUCCAACACCCAGGGGAGACGAGGCCCGGUAUCUGCGAAUUUACACUAGAAAUCUGCUGGAUAAGACCGACAAGGCCCUGAUGCUGUUCAAAGAGGGGCAGGAGAAGGUUUUUGAAGCGACAUCAAGCUGUAGGAAAAACUUGACGAAGCUUUCCCUGCUCUUUAGUCACAUGUUGUGGGAAAUCAAGGCGCUGUUUCCUGGAGGGACUUUCCACGGAGACGCCUACAGUGUGACCAAGACCGAGGCCCAAGAGUUCUGGAGGCGCUCGUUCAGGCACAAGUGUUUAGUGCAUUGGAAGAGUUUUAAAGAGAAGCUGCAAAGUGUUCAUGCGUUUGAGGAGGGGAUGGAGGCGAUGGCUUUGAAGUCCACCAUUGACCUGACGUGUAAUGACCACAUAUCCGUGUUCGAGUUUGACAUUUUCACCAGGUUAUUUCAGCCCUGGAAGUCUCUCUUGAGAAACUGGAACUGUUUAGCGGUGACCCAUCCCGGCUACAUGGCCUUCCUCACCUAUGACCAGGUGGUGCGCCGCCUGCAGCACUACCUCCACCGCCCCGGGAGCUACAUCUUCAGACUGAGCUGCACUCAAAUGGGACAGUGGGCCAUAGGUCAUGUGACCGCAGAGGGUGAAGUCAUCCAGACCAUCCCCCAGAACACACCUCUGUACUGGGCUCUGAUCCAGGGCUUCAAGGAGGGCUGCUAUUUGUACCCAGACGGCCGCGACAUGAACCCAGAUCUCACCAGUCUGUGUGAAUCAUCCCAAAAGGGACAAGUCAAAGUCACUGAAGAGGAGUACGAGUUGUAUUGUGAGAUCGGCAGCACGUUCCAGCUGUGUAAGAUCUGUGCGGAGCGAGAUAAGGACACCAGGAUCAAGCCCUGUGGUCAUCUUCUGUGCCACACGUGUCUGUCGGGCUGGCAGAAGUCAGCAGGCCACAGCUGCCCCUACUGUCGCUGUGACAUCAGAGGCACAGAGGCGGUGCUGGUGGAGCCCUUCUCUCCGGACUCACACUCACAGCAGGAGGAGCCCGAGGAGGAGGACCACGAGGACAUCCAAGUGAUGGUCAGAGAGAUGGCUGCUCUAAAGUGUGGCAGUUUGGAGUACCAGACGCCCUCCUCUCGCCCCGUCCCAGUCCCUCCUCUGCCCAGUAAAUGUAGAAAGGCGUCCCAGGACCACACUAUCUCUGCAGACUCCAACCACCGCUCCCUUCACUCCACAAGCUCCGUGGAGAUCACCGAGACCCUGAGCAACAACGAAGCAGCCGAAACUCAGACCAGAAGGCCCCAAAGUGGUGACUCUAGUUCCCUGAAGGAGAAAAGUUCCAGUGGUCUGAAAGUGCAGCGAGAACGUACUUUCUCCAGCAGUGCAGAAUGUCUGACAGUUAGUCCACCCUCCUCCACAAAAACAGAAUGCGCAGCAGCGUGGCUCGGACCGUCCAGCCCAGUGAAGAACAGGCGACAGGUGGAGGGAGAGCUGAGGGGAGCUGUGCUGAAGAAGGACCAGGGUUCAGUGGCAGAAGUGACCAGAACCAUGUCCUCCUGA
Molecule: messenger RNA, 1725 nt
Organism: Knipowitschia caucasica
Lineage: Eukaryota; Metazoa; Chordata; Actinopteri; Gobiiformes; Gobiidae
Source: the annotation of a GenBank genome assembly